AACCCCACCCAACCCCUCGUGCCCUCCUCUCUCUCUCGAACCCUAGCGCUCCACUCCUCCCUGGCCGCCGCCACCUCCGGCGCCCUCUGUCCGGCGAGAUCCACGACUCCUCCUCCUCCUCUCUGGGUCGAUCCCCUCCAACCCACGACUCCACGACUCCUCCUGCUCCUCUCUGGAUCGAUCCACAACCGCUUCCAACCCAGCCGCCGCAGACCAUCCCGGCCUCCUCCACGCCAAUUCGAGCAACACUCCCCACUUCCAGACCAAACCCUAGCCUGAGACCCCUUCCUCCUCGAUGGCCAACCCCUCCAUGGCGGCCGGCGACGGGGUGCCGUUGGCGGAGGGGGUCCGUGCCGUUGGGGCCCAGAUCCGCAACCGCUUCCGCGUGGCGCCCGUCGACCGCGUGGCUGCGGCCCUGGCGACGCGAUGGUAGCAUCUGCCCUGGCGGCGUUGGCCAAUGAGAAACCGCGAGAUCCUCGACGCUGUGGGCACCACCGUAGCGGCGCUAAGCACCACCGAUGCCGAUGGGGUCCAACGAGGCGGACAAGCCGCUGCGGCGGAUCGGCGCGUCGUUCGAGCAGCUCGCGGCCGUCGCCAAGCAGCAGCAGCAGCCCGCGAUGGCGGCGGGGGACUUCUCACGCGCCUGCUCCAACGUCUCCGUCCUCUUCUGCUGCCUCGGCAUCGCCUUCAAGUUUGCGGAGAUGGACUACGUAGCCAAGGUCGCGGCGACCACCAAGAAGACACCCAACUCCUGCACCCCGAACUACCCUACCCGAGCCUGCCGUCGCAGCUGCUGUGUCAAGUCCACAACAUCACCAUGCAUGCUGACAAGGACAAUGACAGGUCUACGCACAGAUGACUCUGCAACCAAUAAACUCUAAGUACUGUCGGAAAGGGAGCUUGGUGAAGAUAUUCAUGACAUGCUGAACUGCGUUUUCUCUACAUGUGCUUUUAUCGGUUUGCAUGCUGCAUGUUUGAUGUUUUGCCUGAGCUGCGGACGAAAUGGUACUGAAUGCCUGAAAGUAAUGUUAACAAUGUUCAGUUUAAGUGUACAUUUCGAGAUCAGUGCCAGUGUUUAUAAACACUCAAAAUCUGUACAGUAUUUCUUAGAUUAACGAGUGCUUACUGUAUAAUUUAGGAAAGUUUUAAUAAUACUACAGCAGAUGCUAAUUAAAUCAGGAAGUGAAGCACUACCAAACGUACCGUAUACAAUGUUCAGUUCAAGUUUAAUUUUUAGUUUAGUGCCAGAGUUUAUCAUCAACCCAAAAAAUAUAUAUCUGAUUUUCACAUUGACGAGUAUUACUGCUUACUUCUCCCAUUCCUUGGUUGAAGACUCUGUUUCGAACCGAGCCUUGCAGCAAGGAGGGAAUGGUUGCGUCUGUUUUGUGCUUGGACGCCUUCUCCUAGUUGUGCUAAAAUUGAGGUGCAUGUUUAAUUAACAAGCACCUUUCAUCCCCACUGUGACAGUAAUGCAUUGAGGUGCCUCUGGACUGUAGUGUCUUAGGUUGCCAGGAGUAGUAAAACUUAGUGUUGUAUUGAGGAUUGAGGGUGGCUGGGCUUAUAAGUUAAUCAUCAGCGUGAAUGCUUUGUUUGUCUGAUACUCACAAGUUAAUGCUUCGCUCGUCUGGGUGUGUGAUAAUGCCAUGUGUCUUGUGCAAUCAGAUUACAUUUCUGUUUGUUAUGGUAAUAUAAAAAAUAUUCAUGCUGUCAAAAUUUUCACAGUGUGUGCCUUUCAUUUCUUUAGUUUGAUUGUUUCCCUUGUAUUCAAUAUGCUUCUAGUGGCUGAUCCUUCCAUUUUUGUUGUGGCAUCUUUAUUUUCACAGGUGUUGUGUGUUCUGGAAGAUGGAAGAGGAAGAAAACCUAUUUUUGUUGAACUAAAUUUUUUGUAUUCUGUUUUGUUGUACGUAUCAUUUGAUAGUUCUGUAUAGGAACAAGUGAUACUAUUUUGUAGGGCUUUAUGGCCUGUGAUGUAAAACAUAUUUAGUGCUGAAAUAUGAAAUUAUUUGCAAAA
Messenger RNA from Triticum aestivum (bread wheat), 2011 nucleotides. RefSeq names its product accelerated cell death 11. The transcript is spliced from 3 exons. The record is from RefSeq and is a predicted model, not a curated record. Bases 519 to 881 code for a protein of 120 amino acids. NCBI's taxonomy places the organism in Eukaryota, Viridiplantae, Streptophyta, Magnoliopsida, Poales, Poaceae.